Molecule: messenger RNA, 2286 nt
Organism: Alnus glutinosa
Lineage: Eukaryota; Viridiplantae; Streptophyta; Magnoliopsida; Fagales; Betulaceae
Exons: 7
Coding region: 152-1783 (543 amino acids)
Biological process (GO): UDP biosynthetic process
Cellular component (GO): cytoplasm
Molecular function (GO): UMP kinase activity
Source: RefSeq, a predicted model, not a curated record
ACCACUUAACGGGACCGUCAGAAGCUGUGACGGGCCAUCCCCCACCAACUCUGACGGUUCCGUCAAGACACCUCCUCCGAGUUCCCAAUUUCCCAUCCUUCUCCGCUAACGUCGUCGUUCCCCAAGCCCUAACCCCGACUAACGUCCUCUAAUGGCCUCCUGUGACGACUUCUCUCUCCUCGAUGACGAUCACCACCACCACCAAUCAAACCCUAACCAUCCCCAAAUCCCAAACUCUCAUCACCUCCACCAAUCCUACGCGUCCCACCGCUUCGGAGCGAGGGCGACUACGGUCCACGCGCCACCACCUCCGACCCAACCGAUCAUCUCCCCCUCAUCCGCCGCCGCCGGGAGCCCGCAGAGAAUUAGUGGCGGGGAAGAAGAGGAAGAUGACGACGGAGAAGACUACAACGACGCCGUUUUGUGUUCGAACGCGUUCGACAAUGGCUCCGAUCCGGCUAGGGUUAGAGUCGUCGAUGUACGGAGCGAUAAGAGGAAGGAUCGUGAGGAGCUCAGCGACGGAGCUACCAACAAUUACGGCUACAGCAACAACAACAAUAACAACAAGAAAUCGAAAUCUUCUUCCGGCGGUGCGGGCACGUCAGGCGGCGGUGAUUACCGGAAGGACAGGGAGGAGUGGAGCGACGCGGCGAUCUCCUGCCUGCUCGACGCGUACACGGAGAAGUUCACGCAGCUGAACCGAGGGAACCUGCGAGGGAGGGACUGGGAGGAGGUCGCGGCGACGGUGAGCGAGCGGUGCGAGAAGCAGACUAAGAGCGUGGAACAGUGCAAGAACAAGGUGGACAAUCUGAAGAAGCGCUACAAGCUCGAGCGCCAGAGGAUGAGCAACGGCGGCGUUUCGGUCAGCCACUGGCCGUGGUUCAAGCAGAUGGAACUCAUAGUCGGGAAUUCGCUGCCGGUAAAGACCGCUACCGAUGACGAUAAAGGUGGUGGCUCGGCCACAAGCACCCCUAGGCAAUCGAAGAGAUCUGCAAUUGCAUUGCCUGGUCCUCUAGGUCAGGUAAACAAUGUCAAAUCAAAAUCAAUAUCAAACCCUAGAUGGCGGAGAGUAGUCUUCAAAGUUAGUGGUGUUGCUCUUGCUGGCACUGGCCCUAACAAUAUUGACCCAAAGGUUGUAAUGUUGAUUGCAAGAGAAGUUGCAAUGGCUUCCCGCCUUGGUGUAGAGGUGGCAAUUGUUAUAGGCGGUCGUAACUUUUUUUGCGGAGAUACAUGGGUAAAUGCAACAGGUUUAGAAAGAUGUACUGCAUACCAAAUUGGUAUGAUGGCAACUGUGAUGAAUUCCGUAUUGCUCCAGUCAGCAUUAGAGAAGAUGGGAGUUCAGACACAUGUGCAAACUGCAUUUGCAAUGCUGGAAGUUGCUGAACCAUACAAUAGGCAACGGGCCAUCCGGCAUCUGGAAAAAGGCAGAGUCGUAAUUUUUGGUGGUACUGGUGCCAGUUUUGGAAAUCCACCCUUCACCACUGACACUGCUGCGGCUGUUCGAGCUACAGAGGUUCAUGCAGAGGCAGUCCUCAAGGGUACCAAUGUUGAUGGUGUGUAUGACUGUACCUCCCGGGACAACAAUUUUACAUUUGAGCACAUAUCUUUCAGGGAUUUGGCCUCCAGGGGAGUCACCCCCAUGGACGCAAUGGCACUUAACUACUGUGAAGAGAACAACACUCCUGUUGUGGUCUUUAAUCUUCUUGAGCCUGGCAACAUCUCAAAAGCACUCUGUGGAGAGCAAGUUGGUACAUUGAUUGAUCAAACCGGAAGGAUUAGCUAAUAUCUAUGAGACUCUUAUCUGAUGCAUUAUUAGGUCUUGUAACCUCAGAUGCUAUGUCAAGUUAAUAGACCUUCUUAGAAAAGUUGGUGGGCGCCUUUAGUUCAGCUGCCGGCUACUCUUUACCGAGGCUUGGAUGGUUCUCUUGAUUCAUAAUUUGCCACCUGUAAUGCACAUGAGAGGUGGUUAAAGGUUCGGCAAGGCCUGUGCUAUUCGUUGAUUAUUUACUGUUUGCUCUGUUUGAUAUCUGCAUCUUAUUAGUGAGGUGCCGAUUUUUCUUGUAUUUUAUAUCUGUAAAUGUUGUUGACUUAACAGAAGCAUUAGUUGGGAUAGAACAGUUAAUUCGGGCGAAUAAUUAACAGUGAGUGUACUGAUAGUGGGUGUUAGAGCAAGAUACACAGUUCAAAGUCAUGAGUGUCCUUAUAGAUUGUAAUUGUUUUACUGUAACAGGAACGAUGGAAUUCGGAUAUUUUAAAUUUUAAAUGUGUUAUUGAACUGCUAAAUAA